Messenger RNA from Durio zibethinus, 1565 nucleotides. It is a transcript of the gene PPR336, whose product is annotated as pentatricopeptide repeat 336. NCBI's taxonomy places the organism in Eukaryota, Viridiplantae, Streptophyta, Magnoliopsida, Malvales, Malvaceae. The record is from RefSeq and is a predicted model, not a curated record. Gene Ontology annotation, molecular function: protein binding.
UUAAAAUUUGAAACCUCAACCGAUGGUCCAGAUAGCGCGGCUAAUUUCCGAACAAAAGGUCGCGUGUUCGAUUCACGUCGGGUUCAAAACCCCAGAUCAAUGCGGGUCCUCUUUUUCCCUUUUUGUUUCCACUGGCCUUUUUUUUUUGGGCCAGUAAAAGAAGCCUCCUCUGUCGGUAGGCCACUCCAAUCGACACUGGUCUCCAACUAGAAAAAGCGAAAAACCCCAAAACCCUACACUACCUCCAAAAGAUGGCUUUAUUUUCUCGCAUCCGUUCAUCAACAACCGUCGCAAGUUUCCACCUCCGCCGUUUUUCAAUCCUCUCUCCGGACUCCUCCACCCCUCUCACCUCUCACCAAAAAUCACGCGCCGCACUCUCCCUCCUCAAAUCCGAACAAAACCCUGAUCGCAUCCUCGAAAUCUGCCGCGCCGCCUCCCUCACCCCAGCCUCCCACCUCGACCGAGUCGCUUUCUCCAUCGCAAUCUCCAAACUCUGCGAAGGCAACCAUUUCCACUCCAUCGACACUUUCCUCCAUGAACUCCGUUCCCGUCCUGACUUACAUAACGAGCGUUUCGCUGCCCAUUCUUUAGUCCUGUACGGUCAAGCCAAGAUGCUAAACCAUGCCUUAAAGGCCUUUGACGACUUUUAUAAUGAGGGGCUAUGCUGUUCGGCGAAAUCCUUAAACGCUUUGCUCGUGGCAGGGUUGAUAGCGAAGGAUUAUAAAGAAGUGAAGAGGAUAUUCGUGGAAUUUCCUAAAAGGUACGGGAUUGAACCCGAUUUAGAAACUUAUAAUACUGCGAUUAAAGCUUUGUGUGAAUCUGGGUCUUCGAGUUCAGUGUAUUCCAUUUUGGUUGAUAUGAAAAACAAAGGGGUUAAACCAAAUGCGACGACUUUUGGGACUUUGUUAGCUGGGUUUUAUGCGGAGGAGAAGUAUGAGGAUGUUGGGAAAGUGUUAAAUUUGAUGAAGGAACAUGGGAUUCCUGUUGGGGUUAGUACUUAUAAUAUAAGGAUUCAGAGCUUGUGUAAGUUGAAGAAGUCUAAUGAGGCUAAGGCUUUACUUCAAGGUAUGCUGUCAAAAGGGAUAAAGCCGAAUGCGGUUACAAUUAGCCAUUUGAUUCAUGGGUUCUGUAAGGAAGGGAAUUUGGAGGAAGCUAAGAUGCUGUUUAAGAGUAUGGCGAAUAGAGGUUUAGAGCCCGAUAGUCAGUGUUAUUUUACUUUGCUGCAUUUCUUGUGUCAAGGUGGGGAUUUUGAGACUGCUUUGAGUAUUUGUAAGGAGAGUAUGGAGAAAAAAUGGUUCCCGAAUUUUUCAACUAUGAAAUUGCUUGUGAAUGGACUUGCUAGCAUAUCUAAGGUUGAGGAGGCUAAGGAACUUAUCCAGAUUGUUAAGGAGAAGUUCCCAAAUAAAGCAGAUAAGUGGGAUGAAAUUGAAAAGGGUUUGCCACAAUAGAGAAGUUAACGAGGGUGUCCUAGAGGUUGUUAUGUAAGAGAAUGGUCAUGAAUUAUUAAAGCUAGUUGUGCCAAAUUAUUAUUGAAAUGAAAAUGAAUAUGGCAGUUUUCUCAUUAA